Molecule: messenger RNA, 4909 nt
Organism: Jaculus jaculus (lesser Egyptian jerboa)
Lineage: Eukaryota; Metazoa; Chordata; Mammalia; Rodentia; Dipodidae
Gene: Fbxl17
Product: F-box and leucine rich repeat protein 17
Exons: 9
Coding region: 73-2274 (733 amino acids)
Biological process (GO): SCF-dependent proteasomal ubiquitin-dependent protein catabolic process
Cellular component (GO): SCF ubiquitin ligase complex
Molecular function (GO): protein binding
Source: RefSeq, a predicted model, not a curated record
GGCGGGGAGGGGACGGCACGGGAGAGCGGCCCUCCGUCCCCGCUCCCCGGCGCCCUCCUCGGGGCCUUCUAUAUGGGCCACCUGCUCUCGAAGGAGCCGCGUAACCGCCCGAGCCAGAAGAGACCUCGCUGCUGCAGCUGGUGUCGCCGCCGGCGCCCGCUGCUCAGACUCCCCCGCCGGACCCCGGCCAAGCCGGCGCCGACCCAGCCGGCGGCGCCCCGGAGCCGGGACUGCUUCUUCCGCGGGCCCUGCAUGCUGUGCUUCAUCGUGCACAGCCCCGGCGCGCCCGCCCCCGCCGGCCCAGAGGAGGAGCCGCCGCUCUCGCCGCCGCCGCGGGACGGGGCCUACGCCGCCGCCCCGUCCCCGUCCUCGUCCUCGCAGCAGCAGCAGCAGCAGCAGCUCCUGGCGCGGCACUACGCGGCCCUGGCCGCCGAGGACUGCGCCGCCGCCGCCCGCCGUUUCCUGCUCUCCUCGGCCGCCGCCGCCGCCGCCGCCGCCGCCUCGGCCUCGUCGCCCGCGUCGUGCUGCAAAGAGCUGGGGCUGGCCGCGGCCGCCGCCUGGGAGCAGCAGGGCCGGAGCCUCUUCCUGGCCAGCGUGGGGCCCGUGCGCUUCCUGGGGCCGCCCGCCGCCGUGCAGCAGCUCUUCCGGGCACAGCCUCCGACCGCCGAGCCCCCCACGCCGCCCGACAUGGUGUGCAAGCGCAAGGGGGCCGGGGUCCCCGCCUGCACCCCCUGCAAGCAGCCCCGCUGCGGCGGCGCCGGCGGCGGCGGCGGCGGGGGCUGUGGCGGCGGCGGCGGCGCUGGCGGCGGCGGCGGCGCGGGAGGAGGAGGAGCGGGGCCUGCGGGGGGAGGCGCCUCGCCGCCACGGCCCCCCGACGCCGGCUGCUGCCCGGGUCCCGAGCAGCCCCCGCCGCCGCCGCCGCCGCCGCCGCUGUGCCCCGCGCCCGCCUCCGAGUGUGCCCCCAUCGAGGCCGGCGGGGAUGCUGUCCGAGCCGGGGGCACCGCCCCCUCGUCCGCCCAGCAGCAGCAGCAGCAGCCGCAGCAGCCUGGAAGCGGCGACGCGGACUGUCAGGAGCCCCCCGAAACCCCUUGCGACUGUCACAGGGAGCCGCCCCCCGAAACCCCAGACAUCAACCAGCUGCCGCCGUCCAUUCUGCUUAAGAUUUUUUCCAAUUUGUCCCUGGAUGAACGUUGCCUUUCUGCAUCGCUGGUUUGCAAGUACUGGCGUGACCUUUGUUUAGAUUUCCAGUUUUGGAAGCAGCUGGAUCUUAGCAGUCGUCAGCAGGUUACUGAUGAGUUAUUGGAAAAAAUUGCAUCAAGAAGUCAGAAUAUAAUUGAAAUCAACAUUUCUGAUUGUCGCAGCAUGUCUGACACCGGUGUGUGUGUUCUAGCAUUUAAGUGUCCUGGGCUUCUUAGGUAUACAGCCUACAGGUGUAAGCAGCUUUCUGACACCUCCAUCAUCGCUGUGGCCUCCCACUGUCCUUCACUUCAGAAGGUGCAUGUAGGCAACCAGGACAAACUGACUGAUGAAGGACUCAAGCAGCUGGGCUCAAAAUGCAGAGAACUCAAAGAUAUUCAUUUUGGCCAGUGUUACAAGAUCUCAGAUGAAGGUAUGAUCGUCAUAGCUAAGGGCUGCCUGAAAUUACAAAGAAUAUACAUGCAGGAAAAUAAAUUAGUGACAGAUCAAUCAGUGAAAGCAUUUGCUGAGCAUUGUCCUGAACUUCAGUACGUUGGCUUCAUGGGUUGUUCAGUCACUUCUAAAGGAGUCAUUCACCUAACCAAGCUAAGAAACCUUUCCAGCUUGGACCUACGUCAUAUCACUGAACUGGAUAAUGAAACUGUGAUGGAAAUUGUCAAGAGGUGCAAAAAUCUUAGCUCUCUGAAUCUCUGUCUGAACUGGAUCAUAAAUGACAGGUGUGUUGAGGUCAUUGCAAAAGAAGGACAAAACCUGAAAGAGUUGUAUUUGGUGUCCUGUAAAAUCACAGAUUAUGCACUGAUAGCCAUUGGGCGAUACAGCAUGACUAUAGAGACUGUCGAUGUUGGAUGGUGUAAAGAAAUCACAGACCAAGGAGCCACCCUGAUUGCACAAAGCAGCAAAUCCCUGAGAUAUCUGGGGCUGAUGAGAUGUGAUAAAGUCAAUGAGGUAACAGUCGAACAGCUAGUACAGCAGUACCCUCACAUCACCUUCAGCACUGUCCUGCAGGAUUGCAAGAGGACCUUGGAGAGAGCCUACCAAAUGGGCUGGACCCCCAAUAUGUCUACUGCCACCUCCUAACACUCCUGCCUGCAUCUGUAUCUAUUGGCAUUGCUCAGCAGGGCGGAGAAGUACAGUCCUGGAGCAGGGAUUCUCUUUGAAAGGUUUUAACUGUCACUCAUCUGUAUGUGUACCUGAGUGUGUAUAUUUGUGUCUUGUUUGCAUACAACAUAGCAUAAGCGCACUUGUUAUUUGUUCCCAGGUGAGCUGGCUUGUUUUCCUUUUUAAAAACUGAAAAUUAUGAAAACCCCAGAUGUGCUAGUAUUUAAGUUUAAAGUUUCAUUUCUCUAAAAACACUUUGUGAGAUAAAAAGUUAAAAAUUGGAAGUAUUAUUUUGAUCUAAGUUCUGUCACUUUUAGAGAUACUCAGAAAGGCUUUCUUUUGUGAUGGGAUACACAUGUACUUCUGGUAAGACCAGAACAGAAGUUCUAUUGCACUAAUUGGAAGCCUGGAGACUGGUACUCCUCAAAAUUCCAAGCACACAUACAUAUAUCAUUAUAUGGACACUUGCAUACUCAUGCACGUGUGUGGGUGGACACAUGCCAGGUCCAUUUCUCUUAAAUCAUUUCCUGACAGAGACAUCUCCCUUAAGGCCACAGACAAAGCAUGCUGUCCACUAUGGUAGUGGCCAACUUGCUGUCUGGCAGGUGACUUAAGAACUAGGAGGAAUAAAGCUUUUGUAAAUUUUUAUACAGAAACAACAAUCUGAACUCCCUGUCCAGCUCACAAAAGUUAAUUAUUCAUUAUUCUACAAAUGUAUUCUGUUGAGUACUCAAUAUUUUAGUUGGUUUUGUUUUAACAUUGUGUUUGCUUUUAGCUCAUGGAUAGCAACUGGUCAGGAUGUGUAUUUUAGUGAUACUUGGGGUUAAUCUUAGCAUUACCCACACUGAGGCCACCAGUAUAAUUAAUGGUGUGCAAUUAUUUUAAAAAAUCUACAGAUCAUUUCAUUAUUUUAAUAAUUUUGGUAAUUAUGAAAAUAUAGAAAAUUAAUAAGUGAGAUGUAAGUAGACAAUCUUUUUAUUGAUUUUUUUCUUCUGCUUUGGAUUUUAGAACAGGUUGUUUGGAUAUAUGCAUGUUACCAUUUUUAAUAGUUCUUAUGCUAUUGCAAAGAUCUAUUUUUAGCUAAAGUAUGAGUUAAGAUGAAAAAUUAGAAAUUUUAUUCAUUCAGAUUCUGUUUACACUUGCCAUAAAUAAGUAUUUUGUUUAAUUGAAGAUUCCCAGCUUUCAGUCGACAAUACCUUUCAGUAAAUGAAUAUAUGUUUUAAUUUCACACAUCUUUAUGAGUAAUUCAUUGUAGGGACUCAGGCUCAAAUAACUUUUCUGUGUCUAGAUUUAUAAUCAAGACAGCAGAGAGCCUUUUUAAGAUAAAGAGUGAUUCUUUCAUAGUAAUAGAAGCAAAACCCUGACUUGUGAACCUGCUAUUUAUUCCCCCCCGAUGUGGUCUUUGGUCUUUAACAAAUAUAGUGAGGAUUGAGUGUAUUUCUUUAUGAAUUCCAGUACUGAUAAAAUGACACUAGCUGUAAGAAGCAAAAUAUAGCCUUACAUUUGAAUGUCUUUCACAUAUUUAUAAUGACUGCUUUUUAAUAGACAACUGUUUCAUUUGAUUAUGUUAACAUAUUUCUGAUGUGGCUUUUUUGUUUUAUUUUGUUUUGAUUUGUUUUAAUCCCAAUCAGUUAAAAGAUCUAGUUAGGGAAUACUAAGAAUAUUUUUCCAUAACUAAAUUGGUUAAUUUGAAGGGAAUAAAAUCUAAGAAAAAGUUGUUUACUAUUAGUAAACUGUAUUUAUUCUUACAUGUUGAGCUUUUUCAUAUUCAUAUCCAUUUCUCCACUACUAAAAAAACCUUAUUUCACAAUAUUUUAACUGAUUUUUAACCCAAAACUAAUUUAUAAAAUAGGAUGUAUAGUAAUAGUAGCUUGAACGAAUAAACAAAAGUUUAAUUUUUAUAUAUGUCACACUAUAUUUUAAAUAGUUACAAAAAGACAAAAGAAGGGAGAACCAUCUUAUGUUACAGAUGGUACAGUUUCAGUUCAAAAUGAUAAUAAUCCUUGGAGUAUUUUAGUUUGGUUAUCAAAUGGUUUCAGAAUAUACAAUUGAUUUUCUCUAAAUGUUACAUUGUGUGAAUCUAAAGUCCAGCACUGUGACACGCUUUAGCUUGGGGGGGGGGACUGCACUUACUUUCUAAGAUGCUGACUAAACCAGAAAGCCUGAUGCAACAGAACCUGGAAAACUGCUUUGGUACAUUUGUAGAAACCUGUAGAAAUACCAUAUCCAGCCUCAAAGCAUUAAUCUCAAAGAAAAACAGCCAAGAAAAAGCAUCACCUCAAGUGUUCCUGUGCCGGCUGUUGAAUGUGUUCUCAUUAGAUGCUUUGAAAUGAGGCUUCAGACACUUUUGCUGGGCAAUAUAGUUCCUUUUCUGCUUAGAAUGUCAUAAAUACAUGUGAACACGUUUAAUGCAGGGCUUUUUAUCCUCUCCAAAAUGUCAACAGUAUUUUCAGAAUAAAGCCUGUGAAAUAUAUUGCUGUAGUGGAAAAUUCUGGUCCUUUGUCUCUAAUGUCUUUUUGAGUGGAUAAAGCAAAUUCACCCGGUUUGUAGUUUCUAUAUUUCUGUGGAACUUUUGACCUUACAAUGGGUUGCAAUAAAAGAGAAACAAAUCCUG